Messenger RNA from Paramacrobiotus metropolitanus, 1830 nucleotides. RefSeq names its product BTB/POZ domain-containing protein 3-like. The transcript has 11 exons. The record is from RefSeq and is a predicted model, not a curated record. Lineage: Eukaryota; Metazoa; Tardigrada; Eutardigrada; Parachela; Macrobiotidae. Bases 135 to 1421 code for a protein of 428 amino acids. Gene Ontology annotation, molecular function: protein binding.
AGUUCACUUAGUACUUGAACCCGUCUACUGCAUAGAAUUGUUUUCUUAAACGUUUCGAAAAAUUAAUAUUAUUAAUUAGUACAGCUGCUUAUCUGGGAUUUUUGAAUUGCUCUGGAAAUUGAAUCCUUCAAGUUAUGUCUCAAAAUCUCACGCAAUCUUCGGGAGGGGAAAAUCACCCCGUGGUGGCGAAAAUUGGCGACUGUGUGAAGCACCUAUUAGACAGUGGCGACAUGAGCGAUGUCCAGUUCGCGGUGGGACGGGAUCAAGGCAUUGUGAAGAUUUUUUCGGCUCACAGGAUCAUACUGGGUGCUCGCAGCGCUGUGUUUCACAAUAUGUUUUAUGGAAGCCUGCCAGAGAACUGCACAAAUCCCAUAAACAUUCCUGAUGUUCACCCCGACGCAUUUGCUAACAUACUCAGUUACAUCUACACCGAUGCGGUGAAGUCUUUAAACCUAGACAACCUCUUUGGCACACUGGGCUGCGCGGAUAAGUACGACUUACCACUGUUGGUCGUCAUGUGCACUGACUUCAUCCUUGCUGAGCUUAGCAUCGACAACUGCCUGGAUGUUUUGGACAGUGCGGUUCACUGUGCAGUUGCUGCGCCGAGUAUCCUGGAGAAGUGUUUGUGUCUGAUUGAUGAAUCCGCAGAAGCUAUUUGGGUAUCGGAAAAAUUCUGUGCGAUUGGACAGGAGGCGCUAUGCGCCAUUCUCCAGCGGGAUACGUUGACCGCCAAUGAAGACAUCAUCUGCUUGGCUGUUAACGAGUGGGCUGUCAACAUGUGUGCGCGAAGGGAUAUCGACGCUACGUCCGCCAAUCGCCGUGAAGUAUUGGGCCGGGCGUUGUUUCUCAUCCGGUUUCCGCUCUUGACCGAUGCUCAACUGCUAGAUGGACCAGCUGAUAGCGGUUUGCUGCUGCAAUCAGAAGGAUGGGACAUCUACCGCUACAAGCACGCUACAACCAAACCUAGGCUGUCGUUCUGCACGGAGCCUCGACAAAACGUGCGUGCUGAGGGUGUCAUUAACUAUACGAUACCGGAUAUAAGGGAGCUCAGGAAAGCGGCUUUGUACAGUGAUCCCGUAAACGUCAGAAAGCUGCUUUGGAACAUUGCGGUGAACAAAAACAUUGACCGUGAAGUUCCGGCUCUGGGCUUCUACCUUCAGUGUGAUGGCUAUGCAGGAUCCGAUUCUUGGGCGUGUCAAGUUGCUGCCGAACUUUGUCUGCUGCCAUGGAAACCGGAAACCCCUCCAGUUAAAAAACAGGUGUCCAAGUUGUUCAACAAGAACGCGCAUAGCAAGGGAUCGUCGAAAUACAUCUCGAUGGAGGAAUUGCUUGAUCCGGCGAAAGGCUACAUCAAUCCAACUGACUUCUCUUUGAGGUUACAAAUUCAAAUGAUUGCUGAUUUGCCGACUGGAUUCAAGUGAAUGCAUCACGCAUAUGGAUAUAACGCGUAAAUAGGGACCGCCGCGCAUACUGCACGGUGUGACGUACGGUACCAAGUUUGUCUCCGCCCAGAAACCGUCUUUGAGAAUUGAGAAACCUCCUAAUGGAUUCGGUAACGGGUACACUCUGAAAUGUUUGCUUUUACCGGUGUAAAAUUAAAAUUCGAUUUUUUAAAGAUGCUUUUUGAUUACUACUCUAUUAUAUAUGACAGAUGUUGGCAGAUGAUUGUGCAGUUAAUUCUGUUAACUAUUAGAACCUCAAAUUUCUGAUCCUGGAUGCGAGUCGUUGUUGGCGACGCGAAACUGGAACCGCUAGUAUAAGAACGCUUUCGCGUUCAAAUGCAUCUGGGAUCGAGAAGCGCGAGACCCUCGUGAGAAAUAUCAUAUAGUU